Molecule: messenger RNA, 1078 nt
Organism: Telopea speciosissima
Lineage: Eukaryota; Viridiplantae; Streptophyta; Magnoliopsida; Proteales; Proteaceae
Product: cytosolic sulfotransferase 8-like
Exons: 2
Coding region: 23-1039 (338 amino acids)
Biological process (GO): sulfation
Cellular component (GO): cytoplasm
Molecular function (GO): sulfotransferase activity
Source: RefSeq, a predicted model, not a curated record
UGAAACCAAUCUGACACUAACAAUGGCAGACUAUACUUCAUGUAGAAAUUUGCUUGUGAGCAAAACCAGAGAAGAAGAGGAAGAAAAUGAGAUUACCUUCCAGAGAUACAAAGAAAUCGUUUCAAACCUUCCAAAAGAGGAAAGUACAGCAUUUGAAAAAUUUAUCUGCAAUUACCAAGGCUUCUGGUAUGCAGAUGUACAUUGCCAAGGAGUACUUGCAGUGCAAGAGCAUUUCAAGGCUCAUUCUACCGACAUUAUCAUUGCAAGCAACCCCAAAUCAGGUACUACUUGGAUCAAAGCCCUUAUCUUCGCCACUGUUACUCGCGGUAAGUUUCCCAUGGACAACCAUCCCUUACUCUUUGAGACCCCUCAUAUUCUGGCCCCAUUUCUAGAGAUAACCCUUUACAACAAUCGAAUCCCUGACCUUGAAAUCCUUCCCUCUCCCAGGUUCUUUGGAACUCACAUUUCUUACACUUCUCUGCCACAGAGCAUGAUCGAUUCUGGCUGCCCUAUAGUUUAUAUUUGCAGAAACCCCAAAGAUGUGUUUGUAUCCAUGUGGCAUUUUAAAAACAAGAUGAGAGAUAGGGCUUCAAAGCCACCUAUUGAUGCGAUGGAAGCAUUUGAGAGGUUCUGCCAAGGGGUUUCCCAUUUUGGGCCUUUUUGGGAUAGUGUGUUGGGGUACUGGAAAGCGAGUCUGGAAAGGCCUCAACAUGUGUUGUUCCUCAAGUAUGAGGAGUUACAAGCAGACCCAGUUGUUCAUUUGAAAAGGAUAGCUCAGUUUGUGGGAUGCCCUUUCACUUCUGAAGAAGAAAAGGAAGAAGGGUUGGUUGAUGAGAUCUUGAGGUUGUGCAGCUUUGAGAAACUGAGUAAUCUUGAGGUGAACAAGACUGGAAAAGUUGCAGGGUCUUCUCUUGGACAUGAGGCUUUCUUUAGGAAAGGUCAGGUUGGGGACUGGAAAAACUAUUUGACAUCUGAGAUGAUUGAACGAUUGGACCAGAUCACAGAAGAGAAGUUUCAUGGUUAUGGCCUCAAGCUCUGAUUAAGUAUUCUAAUUAAAUAAAUGGCAUCGACUAAUUAC